AUGGCCUCUCUCACUCUAUACGAUACCAUCGUCCCGGUGCUGAUCCGCGGAUUGAACACCUUCGACCACGUUCUGACCCAGGCCGAGAAGUACGCCAAGGAGAAGAAUGAGGACGUCAACACCUACGUCCAGGAUCGCCUGGUUGAGGACCAGCUGCCCCUCGGCUUCCAGGUGCAAAACACCUCUAAGGCCGUCCAGGUCGCCAUCGGCCGCCUGACCGGCACCGAGCCCGCCUUCUUCGAGAACAACGAGAAGACGAUCGAUGACCUGCACAACCGCAUCAAGAAGACUCUCGACCAGCUGAAGGCCCUCGACGUCGCGCAGGUCAAUGCUCGUGCUGGACAGGAGGUCACAGUCCAGCAGGCCGUAUUAACCCACAACUUCCCCAACUUCUUCUUCCACAUUACCACCGCCUACUCUAUUCUUCGGGCCAAGGGUGUGCCUCUGGGCAAGAGGGACUUCAUCGCCGAAUUCUUGGGGUUUUAG
This is a messenger RNA of Clonostachys rhizophaga, 486 nucleotides long. Lineage: Eukaryota; Fungi; Ascomycota; Sordariomycetes; Hypocreales; Bionectriaceae. The record is from the annotation of a GenBank genome assembly.